This is a messenger RNA of Vitrella brassicaformis, 5086 nucleotides long. The record is from the annotation of a GenBank genome assembly. NCBI's taxonomy places the organism in Eukaryota, Vitrellaceae.
GGAGCCAAGGAGAGGGAUCUCACUCACCUCAGCCCCCUGCCACGCAUCAUCCCUUCUUCGACUCCUUGGUGCAGCGGGCCGCAUCAUCCCAUCGCUAGGUGCAGCAGGUGUGCAUCCACACACACACACGCACGCACAAACACGCAGAUCCAUCCCCGCACCGCACCGCCCCUGGUCUGGUUGCUCAUGCAGGUGUGGUUGUCCCAUCUUGUGGGCAUCUUGGCGAUGGACAAUCUGAUCCCCGUGAUCAACCGCCUGCAGGACGUCUUGACGUCCGUCGGCAUCAACACGGGUACGGACACACACACGCAGCACGCAGGCCGCUCAUGCACACACAGGCAGACAGACAGAGCGGCACAGCGAUAGCUAUAGCCAACGGCGGAUCGCAGACAGACAGACAGACAGACAGGCAGAGGUAGAUCUGCUGUGCCUGCCUGAGUUUGGCUGCAUCUGCUCUGUCUGUCUGUGUGUCUGCAGGCAUCGAUCUGCCGCAAAUCGCAGUGGUGGGAGCGCAGUCGGUGGGCAAGUCCUCGGUGCUCGAGUCGCUCGUCGGGCGGGACUUCCUCCCUCGCGGCACCGGCAUCAUCACGCGGCGCCCUCUCAUCCUGCAGCUCAGGAAUAUCACGCAAAACAAACCCUCUGCAGCCGCCGCUGCUGCCUCGGGUGGUGCCUCGGGUGGUGCAUCUGCAUCAUCCCCCAGCACCACUAGCGGCAACCCCACCACCACCACCAACAGCCCGCCCCAGGAGUGGGGGGAGUUCGGCCACGCGCCCGGGCACCGGUUUGAGGACUUCGACGCCAUCCGGAAGGAGAUCGAGCGGGAGACGGAGCGGGUGACGGGGCGGAACAAGAUGAUAUCUGCGCAGCCGAUAACGCUCAAGAUCUACAGCCCUUACGUGAUUGACCUGACGCUGGUGGACCUGCCUGGGAUGACCAAGGUGCCCGUAGGGGACCAGCCGAGCGACAUUGAGCUGCAGGUGAGGCGGCUGGUGCUCCAGUACAUCACCAAGCCCUCCUGUAUCGUCCUCGCCAUCACCGCUGGUACGUACGUAUGGUAUGGUGGCUGCCUGCGUGUGGAUGACCUGAGUGAGCCACGUACGUACGAGUUGGUGUGUGGUGUGUGUGAUCUAUCAGCCAACACGGAUUUGGCCAACAGCGAUGCUCUGAAGAUUGCUCGAGAGGUCGACCCAGACGGCGCGCGGACCAUCGGUCGGUCAGCCAGCAGCCAGCCCCCCACACGGACACAGACACAGACCCACACCCAUAUGAGAUGUGAUGUGCGCGUGUGUGUAACACUGCACUCACCGCCCCCAGGUGUGUUGACCAAGUGCGACCUGAUGGAUGACGGCACCGACGCUUUGGACAUGCUGCACGGCAAGAUCUACCCACUCAGGAGGGGGUACGUGGCGGUGGUGUGUCGGAGCCAGAAGGACAUUGCCGGCAAGAAGAACAUCCGGGACGCACUCAGGGAGGAGGAGAAGUUCUUCCGCAGCCACGCGGCCUACAGGCACAUUGCACACAAGUGCGGCACGCACUACCUCGCAAACAUGCUGAACCAGGUCAGUGAGUUAGGUGGGUGGGUGGGCACACUCACUAUCUCACAUGACAUGAGCGACGUGUGGCUGGAUGGAUGGAUGGAUGGGCCAUCGAUUGGUUGGAUGGUGGCCAUGCAGAUCUUUAUGCACCACAUUCGGGACACCCUGCCUGAGCUGAAGGCAAGGAUACAAACUCUCCUGCACGAAAACGAAGAGGAGCUCGCCGGUAUGUCAGACAGACAGACAGACAGAGAGAGAGACAGAGAGAGAGAGACGCCCGCCCACCCCACACACACAGACGGCAGGGCAGCCCUUCCCAAUGCAUCCAUCCACACGUGUCUGUCUGUUGUUUCUCUGUGCCGUAUGUAGCGUAUGGCGAUUCGAUGCUGGAGGGGACGGGCAACCCCGGCGCCCUGCUGCUGCACUUCUUCUCCAAAUUCGCCAGGAGCUUCCAGGCACGACACGACACGCCCACACACACACAUCUUUCUGUGUGUCAAUCGACGUGUAUCUGUUGCUAUGUGUGUGCGGUUGACUGAGUGCAGGAGGCGAUCGACGGUCAGCUGGCGACUCAGCACCUGGCGGACCAGCUGCAGGGCGGCGCGCGGAUCAACUUCAUCUUCCACGACUGGUUCGUCAAGACCCUCAACGUGCGCAAUCCAAUGCCCACACAGACACCCCCACCCCACCUAGAAGACGCACACACAGACCUGAAUGAACGGAUGGAUGGGUGGAUGGAGAUGGAGGGAUGGAUGUGUUUCUGUUUAUUUAUUUGCUGGCAGGAGUUCGACCCCUUGUCAGGUCUGACAGACCUGGAGAUUCGGACGUCGAUCCGAAACGCCACGGGGCCCAAGGCAGCUCUGUUCGUGCCGGAGGGGGCCUUUGAGAUACUCGUCAAGAAACAAAUCUCCAAACUCGAGCAGCCGGCACUCAGAUGCGUCGACCAGGUACACAAACACAGACAGACAGACAGACAGACAGAGGGAGGGAUGGAGGGAGGGAGGGAGGGGGGAGAUACUCACGCACACUCAUGUGUGUAUGGACCAUGUGUGUGUGUGUCGUGUCUGUUUAGGUAUACGAGGAGCUGCAGAAGAUGGUGGAGAUGUGCGAGUCGCCCGAGAUGACGCGCUACACCAACCUGCGGGACAGGCUGGUCGAGGUGGUCCGCGGCGUCCUCAGGAAGUGCCUGCAGCCCACCAACCAAAUGAUCAGCAACCUCAUACAGGUACUUAGUACACACACAUAUGGAUGGAUGGAUGGGUGGAUGGAUGUGUGUGUGUGUGUGUGUUGGUGGCAGAUUGAGCUGAGCUACAUCAACACGAACCAUCCGGACUUCGUUGGAGGGUGAGAGAGAGAGGGAGAGAGACACACAGAGACGCGUAUGCAGGCAGUCCUGUUUGUUCCUUCCGUGUUUGCAGCAACCGUGCGAUCCACUCGAUCUCCCUGAACCUCAACCGGCACAUGGCCACGAGCACGCCCCCCACCUCCCGCCCACCCACACAGCCCACGCAGCAGCAGAACACCCAGCAGCAGCCCCAGCAAAGGCUCACACACACACACCCUCACGCAAACCCACACCCCCAUCAGCACGGGGGGAUGCCCGUCGGCUGGAACCACCCACAGAGUGCUUACAUGAGGGAGCAGCAGCAGCAGCAGCAGCAUCAGCAGCAGGGGAGCAGGCACCGCAGCGCGUCCAGUGACAGCAAGAGGGACGACAAGCAGAAGGAGAGCGGAGGUGGAGCUGGAGGUGGGGCAGGGGGCGGUCACCAGGCGAAUGGGCCCGUGGCGGCCACCCCCACCUCUGCCCACUCCCAGCAGCAUCAGCAUCAGCAGCAGCAGGUCACCAACCCCGCCUUUGCCCAAGCAGCCGAGUCACAGGUACGUACACCUACCUACAACAGACAGACAGACACAGGGGAUGGACCAUCCAGACAGACGUCUCUCUUGAUUCUCCUUGGUCGAUCAGUUGCCGACCAACACAGGGUUCUUCACCUUUCUGCGUGGCUCCAACCGUCCGUCCCCGCCGGCCACGCCCAACACGAACCCCAACCCCACCAGCAAUGUGCCCCCCUUGCCACACACGGCCAGCAACCCACCCUCGCACACUGUGUCCACCAACGACGUCGUGCCCGCCGGCACGACCCAGGCAGGGGCACCGGGCGGUGUGUAUGAUGGUUACUAUGCCCAGACCAAGGGCAACCUCAACCCAAUGGUCGGGCAGUCAGCCAAACAACACAACACUCACACAUUGUGCAUGUCUCUCUGUCUGUCUGUCUGUCUGUCUGUGUCUCUGUGUGUGCAGGCUCUCCCUAGCGGCGCGGACAGUGUCAGCUCGUACCCGUCAUAUGCCGACAACCCCUCCCAGCAGCAGCCGCCGUACCCCCCGCCCUCAUCGCACCUCACCACCUACUACCACGGCAUUCUACAAAACGGUAGGUAACAAACAGGCAUACAGCGACAGACAUCUACGUGUCGGCACGUGUGUGUGUGUGUGUGUGCGUGUGUGUGCAGCAGUGCCGCCGCACCAGCACGCUCAGGUUGGGCAGGACAGGGCAGACAUCAGGCUGCCGGCCGUGCCGCCCAUCGUGCGUGCGGGCGACGUGGCCUCUGAGAGGGAGAGGGUGGAGGCCGACCUCAUCAAGUCGCUCAUCGCAUCAUACUUCUGCAUCGUCAGGUCAGCUCAGCCGGGGGGGCCAAUGUGUGUGUGUGUGUGUGUGUGUACCUACCUUCUGUGUCGCGCGCAAUAUGUGUCUGUGUGUGUGUGUGUGCGGUCAUAUACAUCAGGAAGAAUAUCAGCGACGCGGUGCCCAAGGCCAUAAUGUACUUCAUGGUCAACACGGCCAAGGAGGUGCUGCAGCGGGAGCUCGUUGCUCAGCUAUACAAAGACGGUGAGCACACACAGCACACCACAGGCACAGCACAGCACAGCACAGGACGGCAGGGUGUUUCCGGCCGUCUCAUUCAUCUGCACUGACUGCAUGCGGUGUGGUGUGGUGUGUGCAGAGCUGUUCCCCGAGUUGCUGAAGGAGGCUGACGACAUCGCAGAGAGGAGACAGCACUGCAUGGACGUCCUCAAGUGAGCAGGGCAGGAAACAGAUACAUACGAGGCAGCCGACACCGAUCCGCAUCCAUCCAAUCCACACACCACACCUGUGUAUGUGUAUGUGUCUGUAUGUGUCUGUGUGUGUCUGUGUGUGGUGUGUCGGUGUGUCAGGACGUUGCGCAACGCCUUAGAGAUAGUGGGCCAGAUCAGGGACAGCAACCUUCAGCAGGAGAUCGCCCCUUCCACCUAGCCCACACCACACCCCCAUCUAUCUAUCGCAAACAAACCCAUCCCAUCCAUGAUGCAUCCGUGUUUGCGUGCCAUGUCGCCGUGUGUGUCCGUGUCGUGUGUGUCCGUGUGAGUGUUUGUGACCGCCAGCCAGGUGACCGACCGACCGACGUUUUCUGUAGAGUAGAGAGAGAGAGACGGACAAACUCAUGGGAUGGAUGGAUGGAUGUGGGUGUGUCUGAUGGACGUACGUACACGGCCUCAAUCCCUUCACUCGGCG